Ooceraea biroi (clonal raider ant) is the source of this 6150-nucleotide messenger RNA. It is a transcript of the gene SNF4Agamma, whose product is annotated as SNF4/AMP-activated protein kinase gamma subunit. Lineage: Eukaryota; Metazoa; Arthropoda; Insecta; Hymenoptera; Formicidae. The record is from RefSeq and is a predicted model, not a curated record. Gene Ontology annotation, cellular component: cytoplasm; nucleus; nucleotide-activated protein kinase complex. Gene Ontology annotation, biological process: protein phosphorylation; regulation of catalytic activity. Gene Ontology annotation, molecular function: protein kinase regulator activity; protein kinase binding; AMP binding.
CCUUGCUAGAAAAGUGGGACAGUACGAUUCAAUGGCGGGUUGAGCGAGUGAUUUCUAUUUUCAAGUAGCACGAUCGAACGAGCGAGAGAAAGGCUCCGUUACUUAGCGAGAUGAAAUGAGAAGAAUCGCGACAACUUGAUCAAUGGCUCGUCCGUACGUACGCGUUACCUCGAUGGAGAACUCUGGUAACGAUAAGCAAAACGAGUCGGAUGAUUGCGACGUGAGCGAGAGGAAACGGGAGAACGCCGAUCGAAACAUGAAAACGGAGGCCAAGGAAACGGGCACGGACCCUUUGAUAAAUAUGAAUGAGAAAAACGAGAUGAAAACACUGAAGAAAACGCUGUCGACCAACGAGGACGAUGACGACGACGAUGACGAGGAGGACGAGGAGGACGACGAUGACGAUGAGGACGAGAGAAGCAAAGAGUCCGCCGAUGAGGAGGAACGCAAGGAAACGAAAACCGAAAGUGAGAAGAAGGAGCAGGGAUCGUCCACCAGCGACAAUACAUCGACCAGUACUUCCGACGACGAAUCCGAGACUAGCUCGGAUGACAAGACCGAACCGGCCAAGUCGAAAACCGCCGCGACCGAGACGGCGCAAGCGGAAACGACAAAGGAGGAUUCGAAGGAGAGCGCGACCAAGAACGAAGACACCACGGACGACAGCGACAUCGAGGAUGAUCUGGUCUCGGCGAUCAAUUACAAUACCAUCACUUCGCUGGCGGCGCUCAAGGAUAUGUUGCAGUCCUCCGGGGAGGACUCGGACGGCGUUGACAGUUUCUUUCAUCAUUAUUUUCUGUCGCACGUGAAUCGACUACCGUCGCGAAAUCAGACGCACAGUCCGUAUCCCUGGGGCAGAAGAUUGUCCGAGUGUCGAGAGGAGGACGAGUACGAAACUGAGGAAGGCAAAAACACCGAUGGCCCAAAUACCGAAGCGAAAAAAGACGACGCGACAAAGACGCAGAGCGAGAAGGCCGACAGCGUCUCCUCCAAGACGUCGAAGGCGUCGAGCCCGUCAUCCUCGGAGAACUCGAGUUCGGAAAAGAUUGACGAAAAGUCUCUGCCGACGUCCAGUGUCUCGGAAGCUAAGCCACCUUCACCGUCGUUGUUGACGACGACAACGUCAGCGACGUCAACGGUAGCGAGCGAGCGGAUCUCGGUCGCGACUACGACCGCGACGUCAACGUCCAAGUCUGGUAGAUUUACCACGUCGACGGUGACAUCGCCUACCUCGACGACGAAGCCUCCCCUUCGGAGAAGACACACCACUGGUCCGGGCAUGACGUUUCCCGCUACGGAUCCCCCUUCGUAUUCUACCAGCAUGACCUUCUCGAGAACCAGCCCGUUACCCAGCCCGCAUCUCGACAAGAGGUUCUUCGACAGCAGCUUGAUCGAGAUGAAGAGCCAGGCGAGCAGCACCAGCACCCUCGAUUACGACUCCACGGAGGAGGUGUGGGUGCGUCGAAUGGAUUUCCUACAGGAGAGGAAACGGCGGGAACUAGGCUCACAACCACUUCCGACGAUUGUGACCGAGGACGCAGAUAAUUCCAGCCAUGUCUCUCAAGGUCAUAGGCCACGGGCGGAUACGUGGGGUUCACACUCAAAGACCAUCAGGAAGUCGUCCUAUGGCAGCGCGCCUAGUUCUGGAAAAUCGACGCCUCUUCCGCAGCCGACCGAAGCAGCGUCGAGCUCAUCCAGUUCCGGCAAGGAUGGUCGGAAGACGUCCGGCACUCGAUCCGGUUCCACCAGUCGCAGUAAUAGCCGCAGCAACAGCGUCGAACGUAGAAGAAGCGGUGGUGGUGUUGCGGAUGAGUUGACGGCCAGUCCUACGCGAAAGCCAGCGCUCUUUGACGCUUUCAGACCUAGAAGCAAGUCGGACGCCGGCAAGAGAAAACCCAGUAUUAUAGCUAAUAUGAAAAGUGCCGUUCAGCAUUCGUUGCACAGAGGAUCACACGGAAGCUCGUCGGUGGAUGUACAUACGGAGAAGGAACAUCAUCGGGACGGUCAGAAGGAACAAAGAGAGAGCAAGGAGCAAGGUGGACGACCUAGAGCUGGAUCCGAGAGCAGCAGGAAUCCCGUGAGCAAAGUCAUGGAUCUCAUCAGGCACAGAAGCCACAGUGCCUUGAGCGCGGAGGACAAACGGAAAGCGAGAGCGGCCGUGCAGCAUCAGACACAGAUAGCGUCGCAGAGUGCGCUCAGAAGAGGUUCACUGGAUCCUACGGCUCGAAGAUUGUCCCUCGGAGCUCCUGCGAUUCCUCACCGAGCGUCCGACGCUUGCCUAGAUCCGGUUCACGCUGCCAUAUUGUUCAGAGAUGCACGGGGAUUGCCAGUGGUGGAUCCCUUUUUAGAGAAAGUGUCCCUCUCCGACCUUGAGGAGGAUGAAUCGCAGAUCUUUGUUAAAUUCUUCAAGUUUCACAAAUGCUACGACCUAAUACCGACCAGCGCCAAGCUAGUCGUCUUCGAUACACAUCUCCUCGUUAAAAAGGCCUUUUUUGCUCUCGUCUAUAAUGGAGUGAGAGCCGCACCGUUAUGGGACAGUUCCCGACAACAGUUUAUCGGUAUGUUGACCAUAACGGAUUUCAUAAAGAUAUUACAGAUGUAUUACACCAGCCCGUCGGUAACGAUGGAUGAGUUGGAAGAGCACGAGUUGGAUACGUGGAGAAAGGUCUUGAAGGAUCAAGUUCAUCCCCUCGUGAGCAUCGGACCGGAUGCGUCCCUGUACGAGGCCAUCAAGACCUUGAUACAAAACAGAAUCCACCGAUUGCCUGUGAUAGAUCCCGAUACCGGAAACGUCCUUUACAUCUUGACACAUAAACGAAUACUUAGGUUCCUUUUUCUAUAUAUUCACGAGUUACCAAAACCAUCGUUUACCAAUAAAACGUUGAGAGAGUUGAGGAUAGGUACUUUUGAGAACAUAGAAACAGCUACCGAAGAGACUAGCAUAAUUUUAGCACUAAAGAAAUUCGUCGAAAGGAGAGUCUCGGCACUACCGAUCGUCGACAUCGAGGGAAAGUUAGUGAACAUUUAUUCAAAGUUUGAUGUUAUUAACUUGGCCGCGGAGAAGACGUACAACAAUUUGGAUGUUUCGCUGCGCGAGGCAAACGAGCAUCGUAAUGAAUGGUUCGAAGGUGUGCAGAGCUGCAAGUUAGACGAGACGCUGUUCACUAUAAUGGAAAGGAUCGUCAGAGCGGAGGUCCAUAGACUAGUAGUGAUCGACGAUGAGGAUAAAGUGAUCGGUAUAAUAUCCCUCUCUGAUCUGCUCUUCUACCUCGUUCUUAGGCCUUGUGGUGAGGAUGGCAGUAGCAAUAAAGGUAGUUGUAUAUCGUUGCGAGCACAGGAUUCUCUCCCGUCGAAGGCUCCGAGUUCCGCACAAUCGGAAACGUCGCUCGCUGACGGAGAAACCGAGCAAGAUGCCGCCGCGGAGCCGAAUCGCGAUCAAUCGGAAGAAGCGCCCGCGACGCCUAGUCCACCGUCGAGCCCGGUCGCGUCAGACCUCUCGGAACGAACCUCUCAAUCGACAUUAGUGAAUCAAACUCAGGAAGCGACGUGGCGGGACGUGAUAAACAUCUGUGUCUCGGGUGUAUCGGGUGGAGAGUGAGGCACGUGUUUACCGUGUAUUCACCGCACGUGUCUCGGACUGAAUCGGGAUCGGCGCUGCGUUUUGCUCGCAGCGACCCACGAAUAAUAUUACGUAUUUGUACAUCUUUUGUUGUUAUCGCUCGAGCACGAGCACGAUGUUGAUGACGCGAUCCACGAACGAAGGGUGAAGACAUGCCCGUUUCAGAAAUUUUAGCAACAGAGUGGCGCAUUAAUGGGAAAAUUUGUUGAACGUGACACGUGUUGUAACAAAUACGAUGCUCUGUAUAGUGUAUAAAGUUGUUUAAGCUUAAUUUUUUAUGGUACAAAUGCUACACUUGCUAGACGUUCGUGCUUUCCGCCAGGGACGAUAGCUGCGCCGUUAUUUGCUCGGAAUAUUCUUUAAAGAUUCUUUGCGCCCCUCUAUAAUCGAGCGCUAAAAGUAGAUUUUGUUUCAUUUACCUUCUCCGAAGCUGUAGAUAUUUGUUUCGAUCGGUCAGUUUUAAUUAGGAUACGUCAAGGUUAGAGAAGAAGCAAUUGUUGGAGAAUACACAAGUGCGACCUGUCCUCGCGUGAGGUCUUGUGGGUUUCUUUCUACAAUCGUGAUAUAUCGCCAAAUUAAAAUGUCUCUUCGACCAAUGUCCUACGUAUUUACGUCUGUCGGAACCACAUUUGUGCGACUCUUCCUUGACUCGAUCGAUUGCCGUUGGAAAUGUAGUGAGUGUUAGAGAUACCCAAUCCAAUUAAUUACUGGACCUUGCAUAAUAAAUGGAUCAUUUUAAAUACACCUCUAUGCUUGUGAAUAAGCGUGAUACUUUUACGUUUCGGAUAUUAUUAUUUCCGCGAGAUUGUGUGUAAGUCGAUAUAAUCGGUUACAAAGCUAAACGCAAGCAGCUUGAGUCUUGAAAAAUUCCGUCUCUUUUAUUCCGUUUUGAUCUUUUUCAUUAUUUUUCAUGUGUCAUUGUCAACGCACGAAGUCGAAAGGUAGAUUGCUCUGCAAAAAACAAAGCAGAAGAAACAUUUUUGCAAUCUCUUUUUUACUCUUAUAAUAUUAAAAUCAUGUAAUCGUAAUCACACACACGGUACUACGAAACGGAAGAAAAGAGCAGGCAGAGAACUCCAGUAUUGACAGGAUGCGGAUGGAAGCGUAACGAUACGUGGACAAGAUUAUUUCAGUUGUAUAUUCUCUGAAAGUGCAUAAAAAUUUAAUCUACCAAAAUGGUUUUGCCUACAUCAUAAUCUGAUUGAUAUCACCGACUGUUAUAUAUAUCUUUCCUUGAGUGUUUAUUUUGAGAGAAAAAGAAGAGUAUUGUAUAGUUAAGUAGCACGAAAUUAUCAUGUGAUAUUUAUAAAUAUAUCUAUUAUAUAAAUAAUAUUUUAAAAUACACCGAAAAGAUUAAAAUAUAUUAAAAUACUCGAACUUUAAUGUGAUAUUUGACUAAAUUCAUACAUUGUAUAAUGAUUGCUGACGAUACGACUGAUUAUUCAAGGUGUUGGGAUAAGCUUCUUGACUUGUAUCGAACAAUUUUAAUUAGGCGAGUAUCGACGCCUCGUUGAAAGAAUAAGAAUACAUUUUUUGGGCGAUUUAAUUGAAUUAAUCCGUAUUCGAUGUAUACGGAAUUAAACGAGGGCAACAGACAAAAGGGUUUGUAUUAUUUAGUAAAUUCAGCUGUAACUAUAUUAGAAUUCGUGUCAUAUCGUGAGGAGAGUUUUAAUCCACACGUUGCGAGGAAGAGGAUUUUAUUGAUUAUAAGUUUUACAUUACGAUUUUUUUUGAGCAUAGAAAGCUCCAAGAUGGAUCACGUGCAUUUUUGUGGAGAUGCUGCCGAUGAGUGUCAUUGAGCGAAACAUUCUUUCAAAACAAUUGUUGAUUCUAUAUAGUUGAGUUAGCCACCUAACCACCCAGAGUAAUUUUGUUUGGAAAUCACGUAAAUAAUCUCUUUGUUGAAGAAAAUGGAAUAUGUCCUGAAAACAAGCGAAACUUUCACUCUUGUUACUUUCUCACGUAGGAAUGCAGGUGAUGGUAGUUAAACUCGAUUUUGAAGGGGAUAGUGCCUGUAAAUGUAGCAAGUGUAUUUCUCAACACGUUGGAAUGCGCGCAUAAAUAUUCUGUUUGAGAUCUAGACGCAGUCGGGAUAUGACAAAGCUAAAACAUUAGCGUUAAUCGAUUAACGGGAGAUGUAGUAGAGAAGAUGUGUGCAGAAAUUUUUUUGUACAGCUGAAGAAUACCAUUUAAUGUGCUGUAGUCGCGAGCAUCGUUUCUUCUUUAGUACAAAAUACGCCGCAACCUUGCGAAUUGUUGCCACGUUCUCACUCCUUCUACUUGAUAAAGUUAUUAAGGAUUACGCUGUAGCCUGUGCAGCAUAUACCGCGUACUUGGCUUCGACACGACUUGUUACUUGUUGAGAGCACGUAGAAAUUGUCGAAGGAAAUGUUUAGCUUCUCUUCAGUCUACGUAACAUUAGAGAGACGAUUAAAUUCGGUGCGCGCUGCAUCUAAGAACCAAAACAAUACAAGCUAUCGAUGCGCGCUAUUAAUGAUAAAUAAACUGUAUGAUACUACCUUCGUUCCUUA